AUGGAGGGAUAUAACAGAGUGAUGGCAGCCCUCUCUGAGAACGUGCUGACAGUCAGCGUGUUACUGAGUGUCUUCCUUCUUCCAGGAGUCCAGACUGGAUGUCAGUCGACCCACAAGGGAAUCAACAUUACUGCGCCAAAGCAUGUUGACGCUCUGAGUGGAUCCUGUUUGCUAAUUCCAUGUAGCUUUACUGACCACAAGGAAAUGACGGUUGACGGCAGAAUGAAAACAUCUGGAAUUUGGAUAAGAUCUACAGUCUGGGUUGCCAGUUAUCCACGUCUUGUGGUUUACAACAGCAGUUGGUCAAAAAACAAAUAUGAAAUGCAAGUGAUUGGAAAUCUGAGUGAGAAAAACUGCACAACUGUGUUUUCUAAUAUACGUCCAAGUCAUACAGACCGUUACUUCUUCAGUAUUGAGAAUGGGCUGUUCAGAUCGUUUGCUGUCUGUGAUCCUGUUCUUUUAAUAAUUAGAGAUUCUGCUUGGAGACCCAGGAUUGAAAUCUCAGGUGACAUGAAGGAGAAGAACUCUGUCACCGUAACGUGCUCAGCUCUCACUCCCUGUCCACAAUCACCUCCUGGACUCACCUUGAACCUCCAACCAAACCCUCACAGACAGAUGGAGAGGAACAAAGAUGGAACGUUUACAACUACAAUCCAGCAGAACAUCACUCUGUCGUACAGAUAUGAUGGAUACAACAUCAUCUGCUCUGCCAGAUAUCCUGUGAAUGCAGGAAAACAUAACAAGAAACCCUAUAAGGGAGCAAAGACAAAAUUCACUCUCAGUUUUUCCUAUGGUCCCAAAGAAACCUCAGCAUCCAUCAGUUCAUCAGUAGCUAACUGGGUGAAGCUGCGUUGCUCCAGCAGAGCCAAUCCUCCCGUCAGCAUCUUCACCUGGUUCAAGAAAACCUCAAAUGGAGCCUUGAAAGUAGGUGAAGGAGAAAAUUAUGAACUCCAUGUCACUGAGGAGGAAGCUUAUUACUGUGCGGCCAUGAAUGAUGUUGGCAGUCAGACAUCUCCAGAGAUUCAUUUGACUGUAAAAGAAAAAGGGAUUGAGCCGACUCAUAAAGUCGUUGAAAGAAAAGGAGCCGAGAGUUCUCAAAUUCAGAUUUCAGUUGUUGUAGCAGUCAGCAUUUUCAUAGUUGUCUGCCUGCUCAAAAUCAUCAUGUGGUUUGUAAAGGUCAAAAGUCCAACCCCAACACAAGUCAAUACUCCACUUAGUGACUAACUGGGCCUUGAAUUGUGAGCCAGUACCACUGAGGGAGCUGUUUAACAUGAGGAUCUAAACUUCUUGAUAAAACAGCUUCCUCCAUGCGUAGCGGCAGACGGCGACAGGAGACGACGUACACACAGAUCUCCAGAUCUCUAAGAAAAAGCAGCUCAGCAGAGUCUGACUGCCCAGAGGUCAUCAACACACAAGAGAAUAAACA
This is a messenger RNA of Xiphophorus maculatus (southern platyfish), 1426 nucleotides long. Its product is annotated as sialic acid-binding Ig-like lectin 7. The transcript is spliced from 8 exons. The record is from RefSeq and is a predicted model, not a curated record. Lineage: Eukaryota; Metazoa; Chordata; Actinopteri; Cyprinodontiformes; Poeciliidae. Bases 1 to 1224 code for a protein of 407 amino acids.